This is a messenger RNA of Bacidia gigantensis, 495 nucleotides long. RefSeq lists its product as uncharacterized. The record is from RefSeq and is a predicted model, not a curated record. The transcript has 2 exons. The coding region runs from base 1 to 495 and encodes 164 amino acids. Lineage: Eukaryota; Fungi; Ascomycota; Lecanoromycetes; Lecanorales; Ramalinaceae. Gene Ontology annotation, molecular function: transmembrane transporter activity.
AUGGGUAACAAGGUCACAUAUCGUGUUUGCAUUGCUGGCAUAGCCCUCGCCUUUCUGUUAACACCUUGGGUUGGCUACAAGAAGAUAGGAAACGGCGACGGAGGCAUACCUAGUGGCAAAGGCUGGUUGUGGGUCGAGCUUGGAGUCGUCCUGUUAAUCAAAUCACUCGCCGCUGUAGGCUGCCUGACGAGUUUCCUUCUAUUACUUACAAAUUCCGCGCCCACGCACUCUGUUUUAGGCACUCUGAAUGGAUUAGCACAAACACUUUCAGCAGCUGGUCGUGCUAUUGGCCCUUUCUUGGCGGGAGGACUCUUCUCUCUGACUACGCACGUCGAGCCGAAAGGUGAGGCCGUCGCAUUUGGUGUCUUCGCUGGCGUUGCCUUUCUUGGGUUUCUCCUAAGUUUUGGUAUUCGAGGUCAGACGCUUGAAGCAGAAGGUCUGGACAGACAAGACAGCUAUGACCAUAGUGAUGAUGAAACAUUACGCCACUUUUAG